Messenger RNA from Bipolaris sorokiniana ND90Pr, 722 nucleotides. RefSeq lists its product as uncharacterized. The transcript has a single exon. Bases 28 to 546 code for a protein of 172 amino acids. Lineage: Eukaryota; Fungi; Ascomycota; Dothideomycetes; Pleosporales; Pleosporaceae. The record is from RefSeq and is a predicted model, not a curated record.
UCUAAACCAUGGGCGAGGGCGAGCGGCAUGGAAGCCACGACCCCGCCAGACUGGAAACCUUCCUGGAAUGGUCGAAGAUCAGGGCCUUGGACGAACCAGCCAAUGCCAGGCCUGAGCCGGCGGCUUGGUGGAGUUGGUGGAGUUGGUGGAGAGAGACGAGAGGGCGCUGUGGGCGAGGUGGGCCGAAGCUAUGGAAGCCACGACAGCUUCCCCGGCGCCGAAGCAGUGGCAGGACCACGCACGACCACCAGGCCAUCCACUCGUACCCUCGCACCCUCGCACCCGUACGCUCUGUCAUCGCGGACAGAGAGGCCCUUUGUCAGCGUGAAUCGCAUCGGGACCCUGUCGAGUCGUAACACGGCCCCGCUGCGGUGGCCUUCUAGAAAUUGCACGCCCUCGCUCGCAUGUGAAGCCGCUGACAGAAGACGCAGCGUAAGUGGCCGGUGGCGGGCGAGGGGGCGGUCAGAGAGGGCGGGGGUGGAAGGAUGGCAGGGCCUGGGGUUGAGGAUAAGACGGUGUGGUGGUGGUGUAUGUAGGGAAGGGUAGGGCAGUAGUGUAUGUUGUAUGUAAGGUAGAGUAAGUGCAGACUAGUAUAAGAAGAGUAGGCGUAUGUAGGCGUAUGUAGACGGAUACAGAGAUGGGAUAGAGAGAUAGAGUGCAGUCGUUUGUUCCUGCAUCGUUCCUGCAGUAGACGCGCCUCUGGAUCAAUCAGCUGUGCGGCC